GGGCUGGCUUCCAUAACUGUUAGAUGUUGUUGCUGCAGAACUGAGUUUCCUCUGUAACGAGAUUUGAACACAAUGAAAAACGAAGAAGCAGCAGCUAUUAUGGAAUCUAUUUCUAAUGCUUGGUUAAAGGAUUAUUACUCUGGAAAGUUAGAUGAAUUGAUUCAAAACUAUUUCCAUACUGAUGCUGUUGUUGUCCAGAAAGGGGAGAAUGCGGUAUAUGGCAGGAAAAUCAUAACAGAAAUGUUCGGCAAAAUGGAAGAAGAAUAUGGAAAAGUCAAAUUUGAAAGGAAGAACGAAAAAUGCUGCGGUUGUGACAGCUGUAUCUGCGUGUCUUGUGAUAUCAUUAUAGAAUCGCCGAAAAAAGGCAAGGAAUUCGGAAAAUCGUUUCAAAUUUGGAGGAAAGAAGGCGGUAAAUGGAAAUGUUAUCACGACGAGUUUGAAAUGAUAAAAAAUGAGACCCACGUUUGAAUGUUCAAGAGCCAGAGUUUUCGUAUUUGCGAUACAUUUUUAGUUUGUUCCAGAUGAGCAUUACCUUUCUGCUGUUCUCUAUCCUAACAGCUUCUACAUAUUAGGUCCCAUCCGAUUUUCGUUGUCUUGUGUUCCAAGC
Cylicocyclus nassatus is the source of this 607-nucleotide messenger RNA. NCBI's taxonomy places the organism in Eukaryota, Metazoa, Nematoda, Chromadorea, Rhabditida, Strongylidae. The record is from the annotation of a GenBank genome assembly.